CGCGAAACGCGCUCCGUCGCGUCUCCCGGAUUUUGGCUGAUUGAGGUCUCGACAACAGAUAUACCAGUCCAUUACAUUCGGUCUUGAAAGGCCGAAGCUAGUUGAACAUGCCAGCAGCAGUACCAUCAAGCGUUCGUUCUACUGUCGAACGAGACGGUCUGGACGACAUCUUCAACUACGAUGCUGGUAUCGACGCGACCUUCAACCCACCGGACCAGGACUGGAGCGCCCAAGACAACGCAAACAAUAGCAACACAAACCAGCGUCAAGAAGAUGUGCCAGUAGACAUUGAUGAAGAAGUCAAAGUCACCAAGAAACGCAAGCCAGUCGCGAAACUUGACGAGGAUCGCCUUCUAUCCCAGCAAGGAAUCCCCAAAUUGAGAAAGAUUGCUAAAGAUCGCAUCCAGAUCAAGGGCAAGGGUCAUGAAUUCUCAGACAUGGCUCGUCUACUCAACACCUACCAACUAUGGCUAGACGACCUCUUCCCAAAAGCCAAAUUUAUGGACGGCGUUUCCAUGAUCGAAAAGCUGGGACACAAGAAGCGCAUGCAAAUGAUGCGAAAAGAAUGGAUUCAAGAAAGCAAGCCAAAGCCAUCACGCGAUGAAGAAGAAGAUGACUUUGUCGUUCCAAACGAAGAUGCUGCGGUUGAAAGCAACAAUGGCCCUACCGCUGAGGAGUCUGCAAGCAACAAUAACUCAAGGCAGGAAGCACAAUCCAAUGCGCGCGCACAAGGAGGGAACCGCCAAAAUCCAUUCGGCGAAGAAGAGCCAGACGAAGACGAACUGGAUGCACUAUUGGCCGAGGGUGAAAAUGCACCAGCAACCACAUCGAAACAGCACAACACACAACCUGCAGAAGAGCAAGAACCGGAUGAGGACGAAAUGGACGCUCUGAUGGCAGAAGAUGCAUUGAAUGAUAGUGCACCAAGGAGCUUGUUUGGUGGGCCAGUAUCAUCUAACACUACCAAGACUGCUGCUCAGCAACCACAUGACGAAUUUGAUGACGAUGAAGAGGCAAUGGCUGGUAUGGAUUGGUAGUAUGAACAUAAUGAUAUCCUUCGCUCUACAUAUGUCCUAUAACUUUUUUUGUUCUGCCG
Aureobasidium subglaciale EXF-2481 is the source of this 1096-nucleotide messenger RNA. RefSeq lists its product as uncharacterized. The transcript has 2 exons. The coding region runs from base 108 to 1037 and encodes 309 amino acids. The record is from RefSeq and is a predicted model, not a curated record. Gene Ontology annotation, cellular component: replication fork protection complex; nucleus. Gene Ontology annotation, molecular function: DNA binding. Gene Ontology annotation, biological process: DNA damage response; replication fork processing; replication fork arrest. NCBI's taxonomy places the organism in Eukaryota, Fungi, Ascomycota, Dothideomycetes, Dothideales, Saccotheciaceae.